Cannabis sativa is the source of this 2272-nucleotide messenger RNA. Its product is annotated as formin-like protein 1. The record is from RefSeq and is a predicted model, not a curated record. Gene Ontology annotation, biological process: actin cytoskeleton organization; actin nucleation. Bases 1453 to 1893 code for a protein of 146 amino acids. NCBI's taxonomy places the organism in Eukaryota, Viridiplantae, Streptophyta, Magnoliopsida, Rosales, Cannabaceae. Gene Ontology annotation, molecular function: actin filament binding. The transcript is spliced from 2 exons.
AGGAAAUCAAAUACUCUAAAAAAUAAAUUGCAAAAUAGUAUAGUUGAUGAGACAUCCAAGAAUAGAAAGGUGUCCAAGAGAAAUACUACAUGGCACCCCUCUGACACCAAAUCACGAAGAAUCAAGAGCAUGUCCCCUGUGUUAGACUUGGAAAAGGCACACGACAAAAAGCAAAUCACAUUUUUCUCAACACCCAUUAUUCAUGAUCGGCGGAGCACACUCAAGUGAAGAGGGAAGCGACUCAUUUAGCUGACCGUCAGGCUAACUUGGGUUUAGGCUUAGAUCCUCUUUGAGAUGAAAUGCGGAACUCAGAUGAGUAUUCUUGUUUAUAUCGCAAGUCAGGGGAAAGCUUUCAUCAUCACUCUUAGUCUUAGCGGCACUCGUUGGUUCAACAAAAAGAGUAGAGUCAACCUCGAGAAGAAUAAGCGUGGAUGCCACUAUCAAUGUCAGGCAAUACGAUCCCAUAUAGACAACAAAAACCUGCCAAAUUGGGUCUCAAUAUCAAUAUUAUAAUAUAUUUUACCUCAUCAAUGUGCUUAUUUCACAUGCAAAACCCUAGCAGGUCUGGAUUUACCCAAAACCCCGAUAAAUAAGGGUAACCCUUCAUGCCAAGGGUUACAAUUUCUGGCAGAAAAUAAUGGUUAAAAUUUUGGCAAGAACACUCUUGUGAAAAAUACAACAUAACCGAAGAGUUUAAUGAUAUUAACUUAUGGACUAAGAGCAUCUCCAAUAGUGACAUUCUUUAAGAGUGUCAAAAACUUCUACAUCACUUAAAAAUAUAUUUGCGGUAUAACCUCCUUAAGUGGUCAAGUUUUUGCAACUAACCCCCAAUUCUAAAAUUUUGGUGGUAAAACCUCCUAAACUCAACAUCUGUUAGCAAUUAGCCCUUUCCGUCCAUUUUUGGGUGUUAACUGCCAGGUUGGCAUGUCUACGUGUACACAGUAUACACGUGGUACAGUUUAAUUAGUCCACGUAAUAAAUAUUUAAAAUUAUAAUAAAAUUAAUUAUUUUAAAAAUAAAAAAUUUAAAAAAAAUAAUUUUUUUUUCUUUAAAAAUUAAAAAAACAAUUUUAAAAAAAUAAAAAUUAAAAAAAAAACCUAAAUUCCUUAAUUACUCUUUCUCUUCCGCUCCUUUCUUCUUCUUCUUCCUCUAUCUUCAUUUGCAGACAAGACCACCACCACCACCCAUGGCAACUCACCACCGCACCACCCAUGGCAACUCACCACCAUCGCAACCUAGUACCACCAUCUCAACCCAGCAGCACCACCGCAUAAACCCAGCGAAGACCCAAAAACCCCAACCCUCUCUCUCCGCACCCCUCUCCUUAGAUCUGUCUCUUUCUCCCUCACUGCUCUCGGCUCAACGUCGAUGAGCCACCUCCAGUGACGCUGACCAAAAUAGAGACCACUACGAGCCUCCCUAACUAUUUAAACCCCAUUGCCUUAGACAACAAUGACGUCGAUGCAGACGAAUCCGAUUCUUGCAACCCCAACUGGCCAACCUAUCUCUAAACCAUAUGUUCUUACACCACCUUCAAGGCCUUUCGUGUUUCAAAACACAUCAAAUGUUUCCAUUUCUCCACUGCAGUUGCCACCAAUUUCUAGCUCAGUGGACAAUGAAGAAGACACCCCAAAACCAAAGUUGAAGCCUUUACAUUGGGAGAAAGUUAGACCUAACUCUGAUCGUGAAAUGGUGCGGGAUCAACUAAGAUCAAGCCCAUUUAAGUUGAAUGAAGAAAUGAUUGAGACAUUGUUUGCUGUGAACACCCCUAAUUCAAGACCAAAGGAGGGAAGCUUGAGAUUGAUUCGAAGAAGAAGAAGAAGAAGAAGAAGAAGAAGAAGAAGAAGAAGGCUUGACAGAGAGAGAAUGAGAAGAAGAGUGGGAAUGGGUUAGGGUUAUUAGGGUUUUUUUUUAAUUUUUAUUUUUUUAAAAUUGUUUUUUAAUUUUUAAAGAAAUUUUUUUUAUUAUUUUUAAAAUAAUAAAUUUUUUUAUUUUUUUAAAUAUUUAUUUACGUGUACCAAUAAAAUUGUGCCACGUGUACACUGUGUACACGUGGACAUUCCACCAUGGCAGUUAACAGCUAAAAAUGGAUGGAAGUGUUAAUUUUCUAACAGAACACAAGUUUAGGAGGUUUUACCCCCAAAAUUUUAGAAUUGGGGGUUAGUUGUAAAAGCCUGGCCACUUAAAAAGGUUAUGCCGCAAAUUACUCAUUAUUUUAUUUUAUCUAUCUUCUACAUUAUUUUUGGUACUUUUUAUUUUAAAAUAAUCCAAU